AUGUCCUCUACAACUAAUUCUUCAGCUCUUGAAUCCCCGGACCAGACCACCUUUCAAUAUGCAAAUGAAUGUGAUUUGGAAAUACACUGCUCUCCAUUCGGGUUAAGUGGUCUCUAUAUAAGACUAGGAGGCACAAAUAUCAUGGGUAUAGGUUCCACAAUGGGAUUGAUAACGGGGAGCACAAAGGGAUUAAUACACUAUAAUAAUAGUAACGAUUUUAUUGACAAGAAGUUUAAACUAUAUAUUGUCGUGGAGGAUUCUAAUCUCCGUAUCGAUUUUACCGCGAUUAAAGAAGAAGGAGGAGCUGCCAAAGGCGGCAUCGAUGGAAAAGAAGAAGAACAACAACAAGAACAAGAAGAAAACAAUAAUGAAGAGGAGGAAGUACAAGAGUUGCCGACACUAAUUUUCAAAGGUCCUUGUCCCGAAGGAAGACCCGAUAAUAUAGAACCAUUUAUAGGAAUUUUCUCAUUUGAAAGAGAAACGGUAUAG
Messenger RNA from Lodderomyces oxycetoniae, 489 nucleotides. RefSeq lists its product as uncharacterized. Lineage: Eukaryota; Fungi; Ascomycota; Pichiomycetes; Serinales; Debaryomycetaceae. The transcript has a single exon. The coding region runs from base 1 to 489 and encodes 162 amino acids. The record is from RefSeq and is a predicted model, not a curated record.